UUCAUAACCAUCAUUACCAUCUUUGUAUCAUUACCAUCUCUUUAUGACUAACCAACCAACGAUGAUGCUACAGCAUAAGAUGCUGUGCCUGUGCCACCUACACAGUGGAGCCCGUCUCUAUGGGAACACAGAAGCAUGAAGUAGGCGAGGCGGGGUUUAGCUGCAUCAGUAGGCAGUGCGCUGUGUGUACACUGUUCUUUGACAGGCAUUGUCAUCGCUGUAUUCUUCGGGUUACGUCGACAGCCAAAAUUACUAGCGAGGGGAGAUGGCAGAGGACAUCAAAAUUCUAAAUGGGGAAGAAUAUGUUGGAGAGAUCAAAGGAGGACUGAGGCCGACUAUGAGGCUGACGGUGAUGGGCAUUGUUCAUAAACAUGCUAAGAGAAUGGUGCUGGCUGUGGCAUGUCAAUCCGAGGAGGACAGAGAGGGAGAUGUUGGCCUCCAGGUCACCGUCAGCUUCGGGGAGAAGGCUGUGCUGAGGAACGCCCGGCUGGAAGGCAAAUGGGGUCCCUCUGAGAAUGCCCUCUCCUAUUUCCCCUUCACAGCAGGAGAGCCUUUCAAGAUGGAAAUCAUGUGUGAACAUCAGCAGUUCCGCAUCCUGGUGGAUGGUCAGCCCCUGUGUGGCUUUGCCCACCGUCUGAAGCACCUAGCAUCCCUCAAUGCUUUGCGGAUAAUGGGGGACUUAGAGAUCACUAAAGUGGCUUGAGGAAGGAGCAGAGACAGACGGCACAGCUUGGAUACCUUCAGUCUUGGCCCAUAUAUUGUCAGAUGAGAUGAGAUGAGACGAGUAGCAAACCCAUGUAGUUGUUUUUGGUUUCCAUGGCACCUUUGAUAUUAUGGUAUAUGAGCAAAGUGCCUUCAUAGGAUACCGUGCUUUGGUCUGACUAAUGUACACGGAAGUAUGGUAGGCUAAGAUGUAGUCAUUGAGAAUGUGAAUUAGAUUCCCUAGGGCGAAUCUUUAAACAGUAGCUAGCAAAAAAAAUUGUUUUAGAUGGUGAGGAGUGCUUUGUCGGACGUAAUGUUUUUGAACAGAUAUAUGAGGCUACCGAUGAUGCACAGAAAUGUUUUUUUUUAUGUCAUUUAAUGACAAUAAUGGUUUACCUUAGAAAAUAAUACUUGACAUAUUACCUCUCCCAAUAACAGAUGAGAUCAAUUCCAGUGCUUAAAUUAAUUCAAUUGAAUAUACAGCAUUGCCUUAUCUUUUGAACAACCAAAUGGCAGUCCUGACAGGAUGGCAAGAAUAAAGCUUAGAUAGUGAGUAGAAAACCACCUGUGAAGUCUUUUUGAACUCAAGAUAGUAACAUCCACACUGCUGAAUGUGUCAGGCUAUGUGUCAGGCUAAUUCAUGCAUUGGUGCUAUAAUCCAUCUUCUGCCACAGCAAUCAUAUUUAAAAGGUAAUCAUUGAAUGUUCUUUCUUGUAUUGGCUCAUUAAUUUAGUAUGUACAGUGCUGAGUGGAAUGACAUGAUAAUCGUACUACAUAUAUGAGAAAAUAUAUCUCAAAUCUUUUUCCAAA
This is a messenger RNA of Clupea harengus (Atlantic herring), 1512 nucleotides long. Its product is annotated as Galectin-related protein A-like. Gene Ontology annotation, molecular function: carbohydrate binding. NCBI's taxonomy places the organism in Eukaryota, Metazoa, Chordata, Actinopteri, Clupeiformes, Clupeidae. The record is from RefSeq and is a predicted model, not a curated record.